AAUUGUUCUCUGUACUACAGCGUUUGUAUGUCUGUUUACAUGUAUGAGCACUCACUUGUGUAUGUUUCACUCAGGUCAGGUUAGUUUAGGCGGAAGUCAUGUUGAACGCGCUUGUAGUAGGGGCAAGUCGUGGAAUUGGCCGACAGAUCGCCAUCACACUAGCAAAGAAUGGCUAUCAAGUCGGGGUGGCCGCAAAAACAACAGAAGAGUCUGCCAAACUGCCGGGAACAAUACACAGCGUCGUGAAUGAGAUCCAGGCAACUGGUGGGCAUGCAAUACCGAUAGUUUGCAAUGUAAGACACGAGCAAGACAUCAAAGAGGCCGUCGACACGUGUAUCAAACAAUUCGGCAAACUGGAUUACGUCAUUUACAAUGCCGGUGCCAUAACAUGGAAGAAAGUGAUGGACACACCGUUGAAGAAAUUCGAUCUGAUGCACCAGGUCAACCCAAGGGGAGCGUACUGUUUAGUGCAAGAGUUACUGCCGUUAUUUUUAAAGCAGGGGUCCGGCAAAAUCCUAUUGGUGGCCCCUCCAAUAUAUUCUAGAUUUUUCAAAGGAAAAACUCCUUAUUCCAUGGGUAAAGUGGGUAUGACUGUGUUGGUACAUGGGUUAGCAAACGAACUUAAAGGCACAGGUGUGUCGAUCACGGCACUAUGGCCGGCAACAGUGAUAGAAAGCCAAGUCACAGUCAUGCAAGGCGUGCCUAGCAGUGUUAUGAGAAAGGCUGAUAUAUUUGCCGACGCGUGCCUUCAUAUCGGCAAUGAAAAGACCGACAGGUUGAAUGGCCAGGCGCUUAUAGAUGAAGAUUACUUACGAAGUAUAGGUGUUACUGACUUCACUCCGUAUAGAUGCGAUCUCGCCGUUGAACCGCCGCGCAUGAUGCCACGAGCAUUCCCCUCACUCAAGGUGACAGAAGAAAACGAACAAUUGCAUAUAAUACAUGAUCCUAAAUCCAAGCUGUGAUCACGCCCUUCUCGCUCAUCGGCUUAUGAUGAAUGUGGUGAUUCAAUUACAACUGUUGAGUUAUUACUGGUGUUCGAGUCAAUCGCGGUGCACGCAUUCUGAAAGUUAUAUACAUUUCUUGUCGGAUUAACAACGUAGCGUUACCUAUAUAACCAUGUCCGAUGGGAAUAAUAUCAAUUUAAUACAUACCAAAAUCGAACUUGAUCUAGAUCCCAAGCUGGUUAAUAAUAUUUAGUUAUUGCAACAACAAGAAACUGAUUUCACCACGGAGACAGACAUUUUUCCAACGAAUACCUCUCUUGUCUUAUGUUUUUAUUGCACAAAGUUGUUUUCGGAUAAAGGACUUGUUUAAUACCGGU
Messenger RNA from Saccoglossus kowalevskii, 1321 nucleotides. RefSeq names its product hydroxysteroid dehydrogenase-like protein 2. Gene Ontology annotation, molecular function: oxidoreductase activity. The record is from RefSeq and is a predicted model, not a curated record. NCBI's taxonomy places the organism in Eukaryota, Metazoa, Hemichordata, Enteropneusta, Harrimaniidae.